Filobasidium floriforme is the source of this 879-nucleotide messenger RNA. RefSeq lists its product as uncharacterized. The transcript is spliced from 2 exons. Bases 1 to 879 code for a protein of 292 amino acids. NCBI's taxonomy places the organism in Eukaryota, Fungi, Basidiomycota, Tremellomycetes, Filobasidiales, Filobasidiaceae. The record is from RefSeq and is a predicted model, not a curated record.
AUGAGUACUUUCGAGCCCUUUCAAAAAAACAGCGACAAUGUCAUCCGCCAUUGCAGCAUCAUCUUCAAACUUCGUCAGGAUGGUAGCGUUUUACUGCAGCUGUCCGAACCAAAAUCGGGCGCUGUAGGCUGCCCAAUUCGCUAUUACUUUAUUCAACUGCGUUAUUUCCAGGACGUCUACAAUGCAAGCAGGAGCAACAUUCUCUUUGAUUACGGCUGGCCAGACAGCGAAAAUAUUCAUAGCCUCGAUUACGCGAACCGCCAGCUCCUGAUCUUUCGUACCAUCAAGUAUCAUCUGUUGAGAGACGAAGCGUUCCAAAAGACUUGGCGGGAAGACUCAUGCGAUAACUCUGGGGUGGUUGCUUCGAUCAAUGGGUGCUUUCCCGCGAGGGUUUGGCCAAAGUCUUCGGAAGGUGGAGAAAGCUUGAGGUAUGACUGUGGAAAUAAAUCAGAGCAACGGUGGAUGCGUUUGCUUAUCGAUGAGGCACGGGUUGUUGAGAAUGAUCCCAGCGAUAAACACUACUGGUCCACAGGCUGUUUGGAGAUAGUUCUAGGCUCAGCUUCGUUCCUGACGGACGAAACACAGAUAUCGUGCUCAAUUUCGAUCUCUGGGAGGACGGAUGACUUUACAGACUACCCCAGCAAGCGUCCUCGAACCAUGCUCACCGAUGAGUGUGAGGAUCAGAACCAAGCGGAUAUUGACACGCUUGGUUUCCAGGAAUACCGCGUCAUUGCCUACACGAAGGAUAUCCUACGAAUAAAUCCGAACCUCGAGAAGGAAAUCCGCCGGCUGAAACUCGCCUACUCCGGGCUACCAUAUCUUCUUCGCGCAAAAAUUCACUUUACUCCGAUACAUUCGCUUGUAUCCUUUUCUCUGUAG